UAUACUUUUCGGCACCCCAUUUCGCAUGUUUGAAAAGCCUCUCGUAGAAGUUGCUGUUUUUUUCAUGGACCGUUUUGUGAUGCUGGUGAGAGUUUUACCCGACUUCUGCGCCUCGACUGGGAAAAACAACACCCACGAAAACACGGUUACUCUUCUCUCUGGCCUUGGGAAACAGUCCUGAUGGGAGUUCGAUGCGUUUAAAAAUAUGGACCUUACUUUUAGACGGCGCCGUUCGUCCAUCAUUCUGUGCAAGUCUACCUUAGCACCAUCCAGUUACACCAUCGGCAAGUCUGAGACGCCUGCCCUGAAUCUUAUUGUGCCCUACUCUAGCUUUUUCAUAACUAUCAGACUCCACAAUGUACUUCUGCGAGACUGCAAGUUUUGUGCGCGUGGUGAAGGGCCUGCUGCCCGCUGAGGCGGAGCUGAAGGCGCCGACCACGGCCUUCCCCUUCCUCAAACUGUUCCGGCGAUACAACACCGGGACGACGAGCUUGCCCCAGCACCUGGCUGACGGCGAUCACGAGGAGGGGCCGACACCUGUCAAAGACAUGUACGGAGAGAACAAACAGCACGAAAUGGAGUAUGAGAAACGAACGGAGCUUCUAGAGCUCCUUCAGCUGGAAGAGACAUACAAUAAUGAUGAUGAUGAGGAGGAGGAGGAGAAGAAGGAGGAGGAGGAGGUGGAGGAGAAGGAGGAGGAGGUGAUGGUGAAGGUGAAGGAGGAGGAGGAGGAGGAGGGGAAGGAGAAGAAGGAGGAGGAGGAGAAGGUGGGAAUGGAUCACAAAGAGCAAGACGAACUGUCUUUGUUCCUCGAGCUGAUGGAAGUAGUGGCGGCACAGGAGGAGGCGCUGAAGAAACCUCCGGACCUCGAGCAAAUCACACAGAGGAAAGGGAAGGAGGAGGGGCAGGAGACGGAGGGAGCAAGCCUCAAGGAACAAGACGAGCUGUCUUUGUUCCUGGAGCUGCAGGAACUAGUGGCGGCACAGGAGGAAGCGCUGAGGCAACCCAAGGACGGGGAGCAAGUCACACAGGAGGAGGAGGAGAAAAAGGAGGGCGUGAGCCCAAGGGAACAAGACGAACUGUCUUUGCUCCACGAACUAGUGGCGGCACAGGAAAGGGCGCUAGAAGAGCUGAAGGGCGCGGAGAACAUCAGGCAGAAGCCCCGCAAGAGAGUGACAUUCUCCCUGGACAACCUGGAUCUCCCCGUCAAGGAGCGGGAGCUGUACGAGGGGCGGGAGUACUUCAGGUGUGGCCGCCGCCUCCUGACGCUGCGCCCAGAGCUACGCCGCGAAGACAACUCCAGCCCUGUGGGCGUUGCCCCGCCCCGCCGCCCCUCCCGCAUCCCAGUGCCCCGGCCCGCCAGGAGGGUCUUGACAGGGAACACAGCACAACCCCCCUGCCACGCCCCUCCCCACACUGCCAUAACACCCAUCGCCCGCCCGGUAGGGUCCUGCCUCCCCAUACCCUGCCGCACCCACGCCCACGCCCCAUCCGCCAACUAAGACUGUCCCCCUAACCCUCACCCAGCCACACGCCCCACCCUCACCCCUCCUUCCCUUAGCUAAGAGGAAAGUGUUUAGCGAACAAGGAGUUUUCUGUGGUGUUUAUCUUUCUAUUAUUUCUACUCAUACUUAUUGAUCUAUUUCAUUCCUAUUACUCAGCUUCCCUCUCUUCCUCAUUUCUCUCGUCUCCAUUCCCCUUAAUCGCGGCACUUCAGCGGACAGUGAGAUCUGGGUCGGAUUUGUCGGCCUUCCUUGGGACAUUCACGCAACGACCUCAUAUCCUCCCUUACGCUUAUGGUUACCGCCGAGGCUUCCACUCGAGUCCCACGUCAAGAUUAGGGCCUCGGGCUGUAUUGCGUCUCUUAAGAAUUACGAAACCCUAGUCUAUUAUUUUUUUCUUCUA
Molecule: messenger RNA, 1905 nt
Organism: Eriocheir sinensis (Chinese mitten crab)
Lineage: Eukaryota; Metazoa; Arthropoda; Malacostraca; Decapoda; Varunidae
Product: histone H3.v1-like
Exons: 3
Coding region: 357-1502 (381 amino acids)
Source: RefSeq, a predicted model, not a curated record